AGUGACGCUUUACGGGCCCAGUUGGACUUCGGCCCAUGACCCAAUGAGUAGCCUCGUCCGCUUCCUCUUCUCCCUCGCCGCCGCCAUCGCCGCAGCCUCCCUCCUCGCCGCCUCCCUCCGCCGCCGCGCGCCGCCCUCCGGCCUCGCCGACCAGCUCGACCCCGCGCCCAUGGCCGCGGCCCGCAACCGGAGCUUCGUGCUGUGGCUGCACGGGCUCGGCGACUCCGGCCCGGCGAACGAGCCCAUCCGCACCUUCUUCUCUGCGCCGGAGUUCCGCCUCACCAAGUGGGCGUUCCCCUCCGCGCCGAACUCCCCCGUCACCUGCAACCGUGGUGCUGUGAUGCCGUCAUGGUUCGAUAUCCACGAGCUACCUAUGAGCGCUGGUUCUCCCCAAGAUGAUAGUGGGGUUCUUAAAGCUGUAGAAAAUGUUCACGCCAUGAUUGAUAAGGAGGUAGCUGAUGGUGUCCAUCCAGAGAACAUAUUUGUUUGUGGAUUCAGUCAAGGAGGUGCUCUCACAUUAGCAAGUGUUUUGCUUUAUCCCAAGACGCUAGGUGGUGGCGCAGUGUUCAGUGGGUGGGUGCCUUUUGGUUCGUCUGUCACUGAGAGGAUUUCACCGGAAGCGAGGAAGACUCCAAUUCUGUGGUCACAUGGACUAGCUGACAAUGUAGUAUUGUUUGAAGCUGGUCAGGCUGGUCCACCAUUUUUGCAAAAUGCUGGUUUUACCUGUGAAUUUAAGGCAUAUCCAGGUCUUGGCCACUCAAUUUCCAAGGAAGAGCUCCAUUCUCUUGAGUCUUGGAUCAAGAAUCGUCUAAAGGUGUCCCAGGAUAAGGAAAAUUAACAUUACAUUGGUUUGGGCUGCCAUCACUCUCUGGUAUAUACAAUUUGGGGAGAAAUAUUAUAGACUUGUUUGACCUUUACGCCCAUGCAUUCGUCCAACUCUAUAUUUGAGACUAAUCAAUGUGUCAACGGACAUAUGACCCAAAGUUCAUAGCUGCACUGCUUUAGUCGCCUGAGUUUGUAUGUUGUUGUGCAUGGCCAGCUGCACCAUGACAGCGUCUAAGUACUGAAUAAUUACACUGUGUUCCAGUCUA
Molecule: messenger RNA, 1091 nt
Organism: Oryza brachyantha (malo sina)
Lineage: Eukaryota; Viridiplantae; Streptophyta; Magnoliopsida; Poales; Poaceae
Product: probable carboxylesterase Os04g0669500
Exons: 6
Coding region: 44-838 (264 amino acids)
Biological process (GO): protein depalmitoylation
Cellular component (GO): cytoplasm
Molecular function (GO): palmitoyl-(protein) hydrolase activity; carboxylic ester hydrolase activity
Source: RefSeq, a predicted model, not a curated record